AUCACAGAGAGGGCCAUGGCUCACUGCGGCUCCGGAGAGGUCCUGAUAGUGGGGGGCGUUGGCUGUAACCUGCGUCUGCAGGAGAUGAUGGGGGUGAUGUGUAAGGAGAGAAAUGCCAAGCUUUUUGCCACAGAUGAACGGUUCUGCAUUGAUAACGGAGCGAUGAUUGCUCAAGCUGGCUGGGAGAUGUUUAGGUCCGGUCAGGUGACGGAGCUAGAAGACUCGUGGAUUACUCAAAGGUACAGAACAGAUGAAGUGGAGGUGACAUGGAGAGACUGAGUGACAUCUUGGUGCUACACACGCUGCUGCAGCAGGUCUGUCGUAGGACUCCCCCGAAAUAUUAAAGCAUUGUGUUAAAAAAGAGCCACAGAUUUAUUUUUUCAUUUACUACGCUACAGUUUACUUGUUUAAAAGUAAAACAUCAUCAUAUUGCUGAGGCAACGAGUGUAACAGUGGCAGAUGCAGUUUGAAAACAUUACCAACCACACAGCUAAGCAGUUUGAUUAAAAGGCAGGUCCACUUGCCAUGAAGAACACUCCAGUUUCUUUUAUGUUGUUAUGUUCCACUUGUAAUGUCAGAGGAAAAUAUGUUUUUUUUACUUUGCCAUUAUGUACAGCAAUAAAUCUGACCUUUUAAAUAAAUACAGAAAGAGUAGAAAA
Notothenia coriiceps (black rockcod) is the source of this 659-nucleotide messenger RNA. Its product is annotated as probable tRNA N6-adenosine threonylcarbamoyltransferase. The transcript is spliced from 4 exons. Bases 16 to 279 code for a protein of 87 amino acids. Gene Ontology annotation, cellular component: cytoplasm; EKC/KEOPS complex. Lineage: Eukaryota; Metazoa; Chordata; Actinopteri; Perciformes; Nototheniidae. The record is from RefSeq and is a predicted model, not a curated record.